UAGAUAGAUAUCUAUACAGGGUAAAUAAGGGCUGAUAUGAAGUUUCUAAAAAUAAUCACGAAAAUCACAAAGACAUUUUUUUUUUCUGUUUCUUUUUUUGUUUUGAUUUUGAGUUCCAAAAAAAAUUUUAUCAUUUCAAGUUAUGACAACCAAAUCAUCAUCAACCAAUUCAAGCAUUCACUCAUCACCACCACCUCAUUCAUAGAUCAUAGAGGAUAGAUCAUACCUUCUAUCACAUCCAAGAUUGUUUUAAUUCUUCAUUCCUUCAUUCGUUCUUUCCCCUUAGUUUCAUCAUCCCCCCUUUGCAUAUCCAUUCCACUUCAUUCCACCUCACAUUCACCCAUUCAUAAACACGUCUCAUAUACACUCAUAUCAUCAUGACAUUUGGAAGUUUCGAUGCCAUCUGUAAUAACACAGCCUUACCCUUAUGUUCAGUUCUUGCAGCUGUCGAUGAUUCAUCGUAUUUCGCCACGGGAAUCUUACCCAUUUGUUAUGCUCGUAGUGUUGAAUUAGCCAAUACUAUGAUUUUCCAAAUUGGGAAUGCCUUCGUUCAUAUCGGAAGUUUAAUCGUUAUAUUAAUCAUUAUUUUCAACGUUAGAGCCAAAUAUACUGCCAUCGGAAGAUCGGAAAUGUUAUACUUGUUUUAUGUUUUAUUAUGUUUGAUAGUUUCAACUUUAAUUGUUGAUUGUGGUGUAAGUCCUCCAAGUUCAACUUCAUUUGCAUAUUUUGUAAGUUUACAAUUAGGGUUCUCCAGUGCCGUUUGUAUUUGUUUGUUAUAUAAUGGAUUCUUAUGUUUCCAAUAUUGGGAAGAUGGAACCAGAAGAUCAAUUUGGUCAUUAAGAAUCAUGAGUUUUAUAUGGUUUGUGGUUAAUUUCAUUAUUUCCAUUGCUACAUUUAAAAAUUGGGGUUCAAUAUUAAAUAAUAAAAACACCGAAGUAUUAUUCAUCGUCACUUAUAUCAUUAAUGCUGUGAUUUUAUUCUUUUACGUUGUUUCUCAAAUCAUAUUGGUCAUAUUCGCUCUUGAUACAUAUUGGCCAUUAGGAUCAAUCUUCCUUGGAGUGUUCUUUUUCGUGGCGGGUCAAUUAUUAACUUAUCUUUUCAGUGAUCAAGUGUGUAAAGGUGCUUCCCAUUAUAUCGAUGGAUUAUUCUUUGGAUCAUUAUGUAAUAUCUUUAGUGUGAUGAUGAUUUAUAAAUUCUGGGAUUCAAUCACUAAUGAUGAUUUGGAAUUCUCAGUGGCUAAUGUCGAACAUGGUAUUAAUUCAUUUGGAGCCAAUAUAAAUGCUGAAGAUGAAAAGAGAAUGAGUGGAUUCUUUUAAGGUUAUUACAAAUAAGUAAAUAUAUAUAGUUAAAUAUAGCACACAACCCAACCCAUAGAUAUCAAUAUAAAAUAGUAUUAGAUUGAAGUUAGUUGCAUCAUAGAAUCUAAACCUAUUAUCAAUUGGAUCCAGUUAGACGAUAUCACACCAUAUCUAACUCUAAUCAUCCACUUCAGAGCUCUAAACCAAUUGAUCGAAACCGUCUUGUAAUUGUUCCUUCCUGUCGUUUAAAAUUGUCUGUCUGUCUGUCUGAUCACACAAAAUCAGACA
Scheffersomyces coipomensis is the source of this 1586-nucleotide messenger RNA. RefSeq names its product Chs7p (gene CHS7). The record is from RefSeq and is a predicted model, not a curated record. NCBI's taxonomy places the organism in Eukaryota, Fungi, Ascomycota, Pichiomycetes, Serinales, Debaryomycetaceae. Gene Ontology annotation, biological process: protein folding. The coding region runs from base 378 to 1316 and encodes 312 amino acids. The transcript has a single exon. Gene Ontology annotation, cellular component: endoplasmic reticulum membrane.